Molecule: messenger RNA, 1095 nt
Organism: Penicillium waksmanii
Lineage: Eukaryota; Fungi; Ascomycota; Eurotiomycetes; Eurotiales; Aspergillaceae
Exons: 4
Coding region: 1-1095 (364 amino acids)
Biological process (GO): D-glucosamine catabolic process; N-acetylneuraminate catabolic process; N-acetylglucosamine catabolic process
Cellular component (GO): cytoplasm
Molecular function (GO): identical protein binding; glucosamine-6-phosphate deaminase activity
Source: RefSeq, a predicted model, not a curated record
AUGAGCCACCGCCACGCCACACCACGUUUUCUCCUUUCCCCAGGUCUUCCCCAGACGCGUGUUAUCAUUCGCGAGGACCCUCAAGAGACGUCGGUGUAUAUCGCCGACUACAUCGUCAGCCGCAUCAAGUCUUUCAACCCUACCGAAGCUCAACCCUUCGUCCUGGGCCUUCCUACCGGCAGCAGCCCCGAGAUCAUCUACAAGAUCCUCGUGCAGCGCCACCGCGCCGGCGAGAUCUCUUUCAAGAAUGUCGUCACCUUCAACAUGGAUGAAUACGUGGGCCUACCUCGCGACCACCCCGAAUCCUACCACAGCUUCAUGUACAAGCACUUCUUCUCGCACGUCGACAUCCCCCCACAAAACAUCCACAUCCUAAACGGCAACGCGGAAGACCUAACCUCCGAAUGCGCCGCAUUCGACGCAAGCAUCGCCCGAUUCGGCGGAAUCGAGCUAUUCCUCGGUGGCGUCGGACCAGACGGCCACAUCGCCUUCAACGAACCAGGAUCAUCCCUCGCCAGCCGCACUCGCGUCAAAACCCUAGCCUACGACACAAUCCUAGCCAAUUCACGCUUCUUCGACAACGACGUCAACAAAGUGCCCCGCAUGGCAAUGACAGUCGGUAUCCAGACAAUCAUGGACAGCCGCGAAGUCGUCAUCGUCGCAACAGGUGCCCACAAAGCCUUCGCCUUACAAAAGGGUCUCGAAGACGGUGUGAAUCAUAUGUGGACACUUUCCGCACUACAGCUACACCCUCACCCAUUGGUAGUCUGCGAUCGGGAUGCCACGCUUGAAUUGAAGGUCAAGACAGUGCGAUACUUUGAAUCGAUUGAGUCGGCUGGUACGGAUGCGCGGACUCAGGGUCCCGCGCUCGUCUAUCGUCCUCGCACUUAUAUGCCUGCGCCUAUUGUUACUAAGAGAACUUCUGCUCCGCCGCGCCAGCAGCCUACUCCUGACCGCACGCCUGUGAAGGUUCCCAAGGAUCUUCGUAUUAAUACGGAGCUUCGGACUACUAUGGAAGACGAUGAGCUUACGCCUGAUAGCAUGUCUUCGCGAAUGGUCGACUCUGCUAUCGGGGGGGUUGGACGGUGCGCUUAA